AUGGAGAAAGAAAGAAAAUCUUCCAAGCAUUAUGGUGCUUUGGAGCAGACACAAGUGGACGGAGCAGCGGAGAAAUCGGCAGAAGAUAUUUCAAUGGCCGACUCCUCCAUCACAAUCGAUGACAUUGAAGGGGAGCUGUUCAAAAUUGAGCGGAUACGUGACAUCCUCGUACGGAGGGAAUCGGAGCUUAGAUACAUGAUGGAUGACAUCCAGCUCUGCAAAGAAAUCACACAGCUGAAGAAAGAGCUUCAGAAACUUGUCUCGGUUCCAGACCAAGACAAGUCCAAGGAGGAUAAGGAGAGAGAGGAGGCGCUGCUGCAGCAGAUCCACAAGCUGGUGGAGACCAGAGAUUUCCUGGUGGAUGAUGUGGAGUUUGAGAGGCUGAGGGAGAGAGAGGAAGACAGAGAAAUGGCAGACUUCUUACAGUCCAAAAUUUCCAAGAAUUUGAGUAAAAAAGCUGCCCUGCGAAAUCAAAUGGUGGCCUCCAAAUCCCAGCAGACGUCAAGUCCGUUUGUCACCAAAACUGGACUCACACUCCUGAAAGAAUGCUGCGGCUUCACUUGUUCCAUCAUGUAACACACCGUAUGGAGUAGUGUGUGUGCGUGUGUGUGUGUGUGUGUAUGUGUGUGUGUGUGAGUGAGUGUGUGUGCGCACUGCUUGCAUGUAUGUGCUCCACAAAGAAAGCUAACAUGUGUCCAUCUUUGUAUUUGCUCAUAUGCAGAGAAAGUGAAUUAUGACAUUUCAUGUGAUUUGCCACUGUGAAAUAUGGUGUUUAUGCAGCAGGAAAGGCGACUGACUUACGGAAAUUCUCAUUAUUAUGGCUCCUGUCCAGUUAAAGUAAUUAGACAUUAUUAUGGUUGCUAUGACAGUGCAAUUACCCAUUUGUGAUCUAUUAGACGGUGUCACUUCUCCCAGGAACAAACUACACUCGCUAAUCUCCCUGGGGCGCUGGUUGUAGCACCGGGUGACAUUUUACACGGUCACGGAUGAUGCGACCGUGCUUAACCUUGCCAAAAGCCACCGCCCGGUUUAUGGCCUGACUCGUAAGAUCACAUUAUUUCAGGUAGCGUAACAUACA
This is a messenger RNA of Myripristis murdjan (pinecone soldierfish), 1078 nucleotides long. RefSeq lists its product as uncharacterized. NCBI's taxonomy places the organism in Eukaryota, Metazoa, Chordata, Actinopteri, Holocentriformes, Holocentridae. The transcript has 6 exons. The record is from RefSeq and is a predicted model, not a curated record. The coding region runs from base 1 to 576 and encodes 191 amino acids.